Messenger RNA from Cryptosporidium ubiquitum, 759 nucleotides. Its product is annotated as translation initiation factor 6. NCBI's taxonomy places the organism in Eukaryota, Apicomplexa, Conoidasida, Eucoccidiorida, Cryptosporidiidae. The transcript has a single exon. Gene Ontology annotation, cellular component: cytosol; preribosome, large subunit precursor; nucleolus. The record is from RefSeq and is a predicted model, not a curated record. The coding region runs from base 1 to 759 and encodes 252 amino acids. Gene Ontology annotation, biological process: assembly of large subunit precursor of preribosome; cytosolic ribosome assembly; maturation of LSU-rRNA. Gene Ontology annotation, molecular function: ribosomal large subunit binding.
AUGGCGUUAAGAGUUGCAUAUGAAAGUUCCUCCGAAAUAGGAGUUUUUGCUAAUCUUACUAAUAGAUAUUGUCUAUUAGCUCAUGGUUCCUCUGCAGCAUUUACAUCGGUCUUUGAAGCAGAAUUGAUGGACCAUAUUCCUAUUAUUAAUACUCUUAUAGGAGGUACAAGGCUAGUAGGAAGAUGUACCGUUGGAAACCGCAACGGUCUUUUGGUCUCAAACAUGGCAACUGAUCAAGAGCUUCAACAUUUAAGGAAUAGUUUGCCAGAUAAUGUAAAAGUUCAGAGAAUAGAGGAACGUUUAAGUGCUUUAGGAAACUGUAUUGCAUGCAACGACUACGUUGCUCUUAUCCAUACAGAUAUGGAUAAGGAGUCUGAGGAGAUCAUUCAGGAUGUACUUGGAGUAGAAGUGUUUAGGACCACAAUAGCUGGUCAUGUGUUGGUAGGUAGUUAUGCAAAAUUCACAAAUCAAGGUGGGAUUGUGCAUACAUUGGCAUCUGAAGAUGAAAUGAAUGAAUUGUCGGCAUUACUCCAAAUCCCAAUUACUUCUGGGACCGUUAAUAGAGGAAGUGAUGUUGUUAGUGCAGGUAGUGUAGUGAAUGACUGGGCAGGUUUCGUAGGUAUGGAGACCACUGCCGCAGAGAUGGCAGUUAUAGAAAGAAUUUUCAAACUUGGAACCUAUAGUAGUGUAAAUAACCCAGACGAAGUGCGUGAGAGAGAUAUUAAGCUUAAGUCAUCAAUAAUAGAUACACUUGCGUGA